AUGUCCAGCAGCGUCACCCCGACAUCCAGUGGUGUCACCUCAACAUCCAGCAGCAUCACCUCGAUGUCCAAUAGUGUCACCCCAACAUCCAGCAGCGUCACCCCAACAUCCAGCAGCAUCACCCCAAUGUCCAGCAGCGUCACCCCAACAUCCAGCAGCGUCACCCCCAUGUCCAACAGUGUCACCCCAACAUCCAACGGUGUUACCCCAACAUCCAGUGGUGUCACCUCAACAUCCAGCAGCAUCACCCCAAUGUCCAUCAGCGUCACCCCAACACCCAACGGUGUCACCCCAACAUCCAGCAGCGUCACCCCCAUGUCCAACAGUGUCACCCCAAUGUCCAGCAGCGUCACCCCAACAUCCAGCAGCGUCACCCCCAUGUCCAACAGUGUCACCCCAAUGUCCAGCAGCGUCACCCCAACAUCCAACGUUGUCACCCCAACAUCCAGCAGCGUCACAUUGACGUCCAGCAGCGUCACCUCGACGUCCAACAGUGUCACUCCCACAUCCAGCAGCGUCACCCCGACAUCCAGUGGUGUCACCCCAACAUCCAGUGGUGUCACCUCAACAGCCAGCAGCGUCACCUCGACGUCCAACGGUGUCACCCCAACACCCAGCAGCGUCACCCCAAUGUCCAGCAGCGUCACCCCCAUGUCCAGCGGUAUCCCCCCAACACCCAACGGUGUCACCCCAACAUCCAAAGGUGUCACCCCAACAUCCAAUGGUGUCACCCCAACAUUGGCAUCACCGUCACUCGGGGUGGGGACACUGGACACUGCGGGACACGGGGACGACGGCAGCUUUCUGGAGGCGGUCGAGGCCGCGCAGGAGCCCCAUCUUGUGCCGGAUGGAGUGGUCGAGGUUGACGGUGACACCGAGGAAGGCGCGGGCGUCAUGCGCGGUGAAGGGGAAGUGGGCAGCGAGGAAGGUCUGGAAGAGCUCGGGGUCCUCGUCCAGGCUGAGGACGUUGUGCAGCGGCUUCCGCAGGGCGCUCAGCUCCCCCACGUUCUCCUGGAAGAUGCUCCACAAGGUUCUCGUCCCCAAAUCUGCCGCCGGUUGGCUUUGCCAAGAGUCUUCCAAGCAUUGGAGAACCCAACUCAAGCGGCACGGCCACUGGUCGGCCAACACCACCCAGGCGGCGGCGGCGCGGGGCGCGGGGAUGCCGGAUGCGCCGGUGCGGUGCAGGAGGAGGCGCAGG
Pterocles gutturalis (yellow-throated sandgrouse) is the source of this 1198-nucleotide messenger RNA. RefSeq lists its product as uncharacterized. NCBI's taxonomy places the organism in Eukaryota, Metazoa, Chordata, Aves, Pterocliformes, Pteroclidae. The annotation marks the transcript as partial. The transcript has a single exon. The record is from RefSeq and is a predicted model, not a curated record.